GAUAGAUCUAGAAGAGAAGAACAAUGAUCUCCCUGACUGGGAUUCUCAGUCUCCUCUCAGCUCUUGCUGCCACAAGUUACGCUCUCUCGUGUACGCAGUGUGUGUCUACUACAUCCUACUCAUGUUCGGGCAGCAGUGUGACUUGUCCUCCAGGAUAUCGGUGCGGAUCCGCAUAUACAGAAAGCUCUGUCAGUGGAGAAAGGGUAUCUGUAUCAUUGUUCAGAGCAUGUAUAGCGUCACAUGAGUGUAAUUUCAAUGGCAGCCUAAGCAUACAGCACGGAAAAGCCAAGAGGGUCACUUCAUGCUGCAACACCAACCACUGUACUCCUACUAUUCCUCCAUUCCCAACACAAAGCUCUGACCCCAAUGGAGUGGUCUGCCGUUCCUGUAUCUCUGCCGACUCUACCUGGUGUUACACUUCAGAUACCAUACAAUGCACAGGGGAUGAGAAUAUGUGUCUUCUGCAGACAACAAAAAUAAGAGGAUCAGUCUCAGCUUCAACAGCCGUUCGGGGGUGCGGAACAAAAUCCUUGUGUGAUCUUGGCGGACAGCUCCCAGACAUUUCAGGAUUGUCACUUAAAACGGAGUUUAUCUGCACCAGUGAUGGAAUAAGGGUCUGUCGAGUGGUCCUGACUCCAGCCAUUAUGUGUCUUCUGCUGCUGAAAUGGUCCUUCUAACUUAACAGCUAUUAAAGGGGUACUCUGGUGAAAAACUAUUUGUUUUUUAAAUCAACCGGUGCCAGAAAGUUAAAGGGGUUAUCCAGGAAAAAACU
Molecule: messenger RNA, 772 nt
Organism: Hyla sarda
Lineage: Eukaryota; Metazoa; Chordata; Amphibia; Anura; Hylidae
Product: phospholipase A2 inhibitor and Ly6/PLAUR domain-containing protein-like
Exons: 5
Coding region: 24-677 (217 amino acids)
Source: RefSeq, a predicted model, not a curated record